AUGAAUGAAAUCAAGAAAGUAGAACCACUAGCUUAUGAUCAUUUGAUGGAAAAGGGCCCUAAAACUUGGAGUAAAGCAUUUUUUCAGACUGAUAGGGCUUGUGAUGCAUACGAAAAUGGUAUAUCUGAGAGUUUCAACUUAGUGAUUGAAACUGCCAGGAAGAGACCACUAAUCAUCAUGUUAGAAGAAAUUCAAAUUUAUGUGAUGGAGAGGAUUUAUAGACAGAAGAUUAAGGGGAAAUCUUGGGAUUUAACCAUAUGUCCUUCCAUUAGAUUAAACUUGUCCAAGCUUAGGGAUCUUCAAAGAUUUUGGAAAGUUAUACCAUCUGGUUAUCAACAGUAUGAAGUCAAACUUGGGUAUGAUGCAUAUGUUGUGGAUAUUGGUAGCAUGACAUAUGCCUAUAGAACUUGGCAGUUAACAAGUUACCCUUGUGUGCAUGGGUAUGCUUGCAUUGCAAACCUCAAUAGGGGAUGUAGAGGGACUACAUCAAGCCAUUUCCCCCCAAAAGGAGAAGGCUACCAGGAAGACCAUCAACAAAAGGAAAAAUGGAUCAGAUUGAGAGAGAAAACCAAGGAAAAAAAGCAUUCAGACACAAAAAGAGGUAGUGUGAAGAAAUACAGCAUAUGUAGGGAAAGUGGGCAUAAUAGAACAACCUGCCCUCAAAAACCAAUUGAGGAAUCAUCAAAUGCAAGUAAAGUGAAGGUUGCAUUGGCACAUGAAGUUGGUAUAGACAAUGAGAGUGAAGUUGAAAAAGAACCUGAAAGUGAAGUGGACUCUUUUGAUGUUGAAUUUGAAGAUGAUGUGCAGCCUGAAGUGCAACCUAAAGUUCAAGAUGAAGUGCAACUUGAAGUUCAAGAUGAAGUGCAAGAUGAAGUGCAACCUGAAGUUCAACUUGAAUUUCACCCUGAAGUUCAAGCUAAAGUUCAACCUGAAGUGCAAGUUCAAGUUGAAGAUGCUAACCAAAUUAUAUUUCAAUAUCAAGUGGAAAUACCAUCUUUUCAAGUUGUAGUGGAACAGAGGGCAAGGAAACCUUCAGAAAUAAUUACAAAACUUAAGAUAAGGAAGAAGUGA
This is a messenger RNA of Lactuca saligna, 1071 nucleotides long. The record is from the annotation of a GenBank genome assembly. NCBI's taxonomy places the organism in Eukaryota, Viridiplantae, Streptophyta, Magnoliopsida, Asterales, Asteraceae.